GUCUGAAGUGCAGAUGCGCUGGAACUCGGCUGUGCGGGAACGCGCCGGCGGCGAGCCUCCUGGUCACCACACCAUACGUUGUUUUUGCGGAAUCUGAACAUUUCGGUAUCAGUGUUUGUCUCGACAAUUCGAGUGUCUCUCGGAUUUUUUUUUUUUUUUUAAAUCAACGUUAUAAUGUCUGAAGCUACCGGACUGUAGGAUUAUGAAGUGACGGCGAAGAGGAGGCAUUUUAUGUGGGCGAAUAGUCAGAUUCAUUCAGAGCCGGUAUUUGUUUUAAUCCAGAUUUGAAGAGCUACAAAUUCGCAUCAAGGCUGGCAGCCGUGGGUCCGCACAGGGAACAUGGCUGAGCAGCGCCAUGAGAGCAGCAGCAGCCUGCAAAGGAAAAAGCCGCCAUGGCUGAAGUUGGACAUUCCCAGUGCGCAGCAUUCGCUGGACGAAUCCCACACCGUUGUCCAGCCGGUGAAGCCGCAGGGUUUCUUGCGCAGCCUCAGUGUGCCUGCGGAGAACACACACCCGAGCUCUCCACUGUGCGAUCCCCGUGACUUCCGUGACCCCCGUGACCAACGGCGAUCCGCCCUACAACGGCAGCCCUCCAUCACCCAGACCAUCAAGAGCAACAAGAAGGUCCGCUUUGAACGGAUUAACACGGUGCCCAUUAAGGGGCAGCGGGCUGCGCGUCACGUUCCCAGCAGACGCCAGUCGCUGUCCAAAAUCGUCCUCAGGGGCACGGCAGACUGGUUCGGUGUGGGCAAGGACAGUGAUGCCACGCAGAAAUGGCAGAGAAAGAGCAUGCGCCACUGCAGCCAGCGCUAUGGCAAGCUGAAGCCCCAGGUGAUUCGCGAAAUGGACCUCUCCAGCCAGGACAACCUGUCACUGGCCAGCACUGAGACGCCCCCGCCACUCUACGUUCCAGCGCACCAACAUGGCAUGCAGAAGAUUGUGGACCCCUUGGCACGGGGUCGAGCCUUCCGCAUGGUGGAGGAGGGAGAUGGCUACAGCGUCCCCCACACGCCCAUCACCCCUGGUGCUGCAUCGCUCUGCUCCUUCACCAGCUCCCGCUCGGGAUUCAACCGCGCGCCUCGCCGGCGCAAGCGGGAGUCCGUGGCCAAGAUGAGCUUUCGAGCCGCUGCUGCACUGGUUAAGGGCCGAUCUCUGCGGGAAAGCACCCUGCGCCGGACUCAGAGAAGAAGCUUCACUCCAGCCAGUUUCCUUGAGGAAGAUACUGUUGACUUCCCGGAUGAGCUUGACACCUCUUUUUUUGCUCGGGAUGGUCUGCUACAUGAAGAGCUCUCCACGUAUGCCGACGAAGUCUUUGAGUCUCCGUCCGAGGCUGCCAUUAAGGAGGCAGAGGCCAGCAGGGUAGUGGAAGAUGCUGACCUGACGGGCAGCGCGUUGGAUAAGACUGAGCUGGAAAGGAGCCAUCUCAUGCUGCCCCUGGAGCGAGGCUGGCGCAAGGGCAGGGAGGGUCCCAUGGUGCAGCCCAAGGUGCGCCUCCGGCAGGAGGUGGUCAGCGUGAGCGGGCAGCGGCGGGGCCAGCGAAUCGCCGCUCCGGUCAAGAAGUUGUUUGCCCGUGAAAAGCGACCCUACGGUCUUGGCAUGGUGGGCAGGUUGACAAACCGCACCUAUCGCAAGCGCAUUGACAGCUACGUUAAGAGACAGAUCGAGGACAUGGACGACCACAGGCCCUUCUUCACAUACUGGAUCACAUUUGUACACCUUCUCAUCACAAUCCUUGCGGUGUGUAUCUACGGCAUCGCCCCAGUGGGCUUCUCCCAGCAUGAGACGGUGGACUCUGUUUUGAGGAACAAAGGAGUGUACGAAAAUGUCAAGUUUGUGCAGCAAGAAAAUUUCUGGAUUGGUCCUAGUUCGGAGGCGCUCAUCCACCUGGGAGCCAAGUUCUCCCCCUGUAUGCGGAAGGACCAGCAGGUGUACGACCUGAUGCAGGAGAAGAGGAACAGUGAGAGAAACUCAGCCUGCUGUGUGCGCAACGAUCGCUCAGGCUGUGUGCAGACAUCCGCCGAGGAGUGCUCUGCCACCCUUGCAGUGUGGGUGAAGUGGCCACAGCAUCCGAGUGCCCCCUACCAGAAUGGGAAAGUGCGCCAGUAUGGAUCCGUUUGCCACCAGGACCCCAGGAUUUGCCUCGAGCCGGCCUCUGUGUCCCCUCACGAAUGGCCUGAGGACAUCACCAAGUGGCCGAUCUGCACCAGGUACAGCACUGGAAACCACACCAACCUUCCCCACAUCGACUGUGCAAUCACAGGCCGGCCCUGCUGCAUCGGCACCAAAGGGAGAUGUGAGAUCACGUCACGGGAGUACUGUGACUUCAUGAAGGGCUACUUCCACGAGGAGGCAACACUUUGCUCCCAGGUGCACUGCAUGGACGAUGUGUGUGGUCUCCUGCCCUUCCUCAACCCGGAGGUGCCAGACCAGUUCUACCGACUGUGGCUCUCUCUCUUCCUGCAUGCUGGAAUCCUGCACUGCCUGGUGUCGAUGUGCUUCCAGAUGACCAUCCUGAGGGACCUGGAAAAGCUGGCGGGCUGGCUCCGCAUCUCCAUCAUCUACAUCCUCAGUGGGAUCACAGGCAAUCUGGCCAGCGCCAUCUUCCUGCCCUACAGAGCUGAGGUGGGGUGGGGCCGGCAGGCUCCCAGUUCGGCAUCCUGGCCUGUCUCUUUGUGGAGCUCUUCCAAAGCUGGCAGAUACUGGCGCGGCCAUGGCGGGCACUGGGCAAGCUGCUGUGUGUUGUGCUCUUCCUCUUCGCCGUCGGCCUGCUGCCCUGGAUCGACAACUUCGCCCACAUCUGCGGAUUCGCCUCGGGCUUCUUCCUGUCCUUUGCCUUCCUGCCGUACAUCAGCUUCGGCAGCGCAGACAAGUGCCGCAAGCGCUGCCAGAUCAUUGUCUCCUUGCUCGUGUUCGUGGGCCUGCUGGCCGGCCUUGCCGUGCUCUUCUACGUGCAUCCGGUCAAAUGCGAGUGGUGCGAGCUGCUCACCUGCAUCCCCUUCACGGACAAGUUCUGCGAGAAGUACGACCUCAACGCGCACCUCCAUUGAGAGCCGGUGCUGGCGUGUGCUUGCAUGUGAGGCCACAGGGCCGGUUCCCACCUCCUUCAUACCUCUGCACACUGACACUAGUGUUUUUAAUAGCUCUUUAAGCCUGGUUGUUGUUCCCCGUUAUUAGAUCUCCAUAUAACUGAGUACCUCCUCUUCCCCUAGACGUUUCUCUUCUGUUUUCCUGCCAUCUAAAUAUUCCAGUAAUUAAUCCUUUGGAUUUAUUCUGAUGGUCUGACUAAGCUCACAAGGGACAAAGCCCCAUGUUUCCCUGUGUGUUUGAGAAGAAAUUGAGAAGGUGCACUGCUGCAGAAUGCGGGAGCAGGUCCCCUGUGUCCAUGUGGGACCGAACACCACCUCUGCUCACCGCUGCCUUUCUCUCAUUGAGACAGCACUUCACCAACCAGGUCUGGGUUUUUAUUAUAUCUCAAAGACAGACUGAACCAGGAGGGCGAACGAAGUUAAACAAUCUAAAAUACACCUUUGGUGCCUUGUUGAUAAAUGUACCUACUACUGCCAUAUUUUUGUUACGCCAUGUUACUGCAUAAGCGGUGAUGGAAGACACUGUGGUAGCGUUUUAGCUAUCAGCUCUUUACUUGUGACUAUGAAUACAGUGAUUCAGAAGGUCAAACUGCCCAGUGGAGUAUCUGUGUGUUUAUUAUUGCCCCAACCUGUGUGUGUCCAUCUGCCGUCAGUCCUUUUGCAAGGUGUUUCAGGCCUUUAUGCAGGGUUCUUUCUUCUAAAAACCGAUGAUACUUUUCUUGAAAAAUAAUUCACAAGUCAUACAUUUGGGUGAUCAUCCAUUACUGAGGUAAUACUCAACAUUCCCCAUGGUCUUCAGUAAUCCUGAACACGACUGAAAGGUACCUAGACAUGUGGAGUUGGGUAUGUUACCUUUUAGAUGACUUAAGUUGGCCAUUCAGAUGUUUUUUUCCAGCUUGGUUUCAUAUGUUGUAUCAUAAGGAAACACUUGUAGAAGAGGAGCCUUUUA
Scleropages formosus (Asian bonytongue) is the source of this 4035-nucleotide messenger RNA. RefSeq names its product rhomboid 5 homolog 1b (Drosophila) (gene rhbdf1b). The coding region runs from base 340 to 3174 and encodes 944 amino acids. The transcript has 19 exons. Lineage: Eukaryota; Metazoa; Chordata; Actinopteri; Osteoglossiformes; Osteoglossidae. Gene Ontology annotation, biological process: regulation of epidermal growth factor receptor signaling pathway; regulation of protein secretion. Gene Ontology annotation, molecular function: serine-type endopeptidase activity. Gene Ontology annotation, cellular component: endoplasmic reticulum membrane. The record is from RefSeq and is a predicted model, not a curated record.